AUGUGGUCUGGUGCCAAACAACUCUGGUUUGACGUCAAGAAGCAGCAACAACUUAAAGUAAUCAAUCAGUUGAUCUACCUUGACUCUCAAGACACUGUCCGUCGCCUCUCAAUCAUGGCUCAUCCAGGUGUGCGUCGGACACAAUUGGUAGCGCAGCAGUGGUACUAUUGGUCCAUGGAUGAAGACAUUCGUGCAUACGUGCAAAGUUGCGAAGCUUGCAUGGGAUCCAAGUCUUCAACAUGA
Messenger RNA from Plasmopara halstedii, 243 nucleotides. RefSeq lists its product as uncharacterized. The transcript has 2 exons. Lineage: Eukaryota; Oomycota; Peronosporomycetes; Peronosporales; Peronosporaceae. The coding region runs from base 1 to 243 and encodes 80 amino acids. The record is from RefSeq and is a predicted model, not a curated record.